AAAGUGUUAAAAAUGCCAAAAAAUUUAUUAUUGAAGAAACAGGUGAUAAAUAUUUAGAUAUUCUUUUUAAUAAUGCAGGACAAUCUUGUACAUUUGCUGCAUUAGAUGUUAGUGAUGAAUAUAUUAAACAAUGUUUUGAAGUCAAUGUUUAUGGACCAAUGAGAAUAGUUAGAGAAUUGGGUUCAUUAGUUAUUAAUGCCAAAGGAGCUAUUGGAUUUACUGGUUCUGUAAGUGGAGUUGUUCCAUUCCCAUUUAGUUGUACUUAUUCAGCAACUAAAGCUGCUAUUCAUCAAUAUGCUGCAACUUUAAGAAUUGAAAUGUUAGGAUUCGAUGUUAGAGUACUUAAUUUUAUUACUGGAGGUGUUAAAACUGAUAUUGCAGAUAAAAGAUCUUUACCACCAAAUUCAAUUUAUAAUAUUCCUGAAAUGGUUGGAGCUCUUAAGGAAAGACAAGAAAUGGCUGCUAGAAAUAAUCCAAUGUCAGCAGAAGAAUAUGCUAGAAGAGUUGCUAAUGAUUUUGAAAGAUCUAAAGUACAAGGUACUUUAAACUAUUAUCGUGGAACAAUGGCAAGUUUAUUAGGUUAUAUUUUAUAUUGGUGUCCAAGAUUUAUUCUUGAAAAUAUUUUACUUAAGAAAUUUAAGAUGACUGCUGUAUACAAAGUUUUAAGGGCCAAAUAUUCAAAGGAAAAGAUUGAUUAAUUAAAUAAAUGUACAUUUAACUAACUAACUAAAUAAACUAAUUAUAAUUUCUUUUAUAGUGUUCAAUAACAAUGGAUUUCAUUAAUGCUCGAGG
Messenger RNA from Scheffersomyces amazonensis, 792 nucleotides. RefSeq names its product acylglycerone-phosphate reductase (gene AYR1). The record is from RefSeq and is a predicted model, not a curated record. Gene Ontology annotation, cellular component: lipid droplet; endoplasmic reticulum. Gene Ontology annotation, molecular function: triacylglycerol lipase activity; acylglycerone-phosphate reductase (NADP+) activity. Lineage: Eukaryota; Fungi; Ascomycota; Pichiomycetes; Serinales; Debaryomycetaceae. Gene Ontology annotation, biological process: triglyceride catabolic process; phosphatidic acid biosynthetic process. The annotation marks the transcript as partial. The transcript has a single exon.